Marmota flaviventris (yellow-bellied marmot) is the source of this 2130-nucleotide messenger RNA. RefSeq names its product signal-regulatory protein beta-1-like. The record is from RefSeq and is a predicted model, not a curated record. Lineage: Eukaryota; Metazoa; Chordata; Mammalia; Rodentia; Sciuridae.
AGAGUAGGCAAAGUGUCAGUUCUCUCCAGAGAGCAGAGUCAGGGAUCUCCCCAGCACAGACACUGGGACAGAGAAGGCUCCUUAGAGCUCCACCAUGUCUGCACCUGCCUCCUGGCCCCAGCGUCCCUGUCCUGUCCUGCUGCUGACCCUCCUGCUGGGACUCACAGGAGCGGCUGCACAGGAGCUGCAGGUGAUCCAGCCUGAGAAGUCAGUGUCUGUCGCUGCUGGACAGUCAGCCACUUUGUACUGCUCCAAGACCUCCCUGCUCCCUGUGGGGCCUAUGCAUUGGUUUAAGGGGUCAGGGCCGGGCCGGGAGCUGAUCUACAACUUCAAAGAAGGCCACUUCCCCCGAGUCACAAAUCUCUCAGAUGCCACAAAGAGGGACAACAGGGACUUUUCCAUCCGCAUCAGUAAUGUCACCCCAGCAGACACCGGCACCUACUACUGUGUGAAGUUCCAGAAAUCGACCCCUGUUGAUAAGGAGUAUAAGUCUGGACCAGGCACCCAGUUGUCUGUGCGAGCCAGACCCUCUUCCCCUGUGGUGUCGGGUCCUGAGACGAGGGCGGCACCUGGGCAGAUGGUGAGCUUCACCUGCAAGUCCCACGGCUUCUUCCCCCAGAACAUCACCCUGAAGUGGUUCAAAAAUAGGAAUGAGCUCUCGCACACCCAGACCAGCGUGCACCCCACAGGAGAAAGUGUGUCCUACAGUGUGUCCAGCACAGCCCAGGUGACCCUGGCCCCUGGAGACAUCUACUCUCAGGUCAUCUGCAAAGUGGCCCAUUUCACCUUGGAGGGGGGCCCUCCUCUUCAUGGGAUUGUCAACUUGUCUGACACCAUCCAAGUUCCACCCACCGUGGAGGUCACCCCCCUGCCCACCAUGGCAGGGAACCUGGUGAACAUCAUCUGCCAGGUAAUGCAGUUCUACCCCCAGAGCCUACAGCUGACCUGGGUGGAGAAUGGAAAUGUGUCCAGGAAAGAAACAGCCUCGACCCGCUCAGAGAACAAGGACGGGACCUUCAACCUGAUGAGCUGGCUGCUGGUCAACACCUCUGUGCACAGGGAGGACGUGACGUUCACCUGCCGGGUGGAGCAUGACGCACAGCCAGCCACCACCAGGAACUACACCCUGCAGGUCUCUUCAAGCUUCAGGGAGCAAGGAACAGUGAUGUCUACACUAGUUUCACACCUCAUAGGUCUGUUGUUUGGCCCCAAGAUCCUACUGACAGUCGGUGUCUCUGCCGUCUACAUCCACAGGAAGCAGAAGCCCUGACUAUCCUUCCUCACUCCCUGCUACCUGGGACCCUCCGUCUCUGCCACCUUCUUCCUGCUCCACGGUGCUCAGCCUGAGACAAGGAGCUGCCAAGAAGCCUCUGUAGACUGUUCCAAAUGCCUCCUCCCAGGACACCAGCCAGCCCACAGGCCCCUGUUGCUCCUCUGCCCAGUCCUCGAUGCCCCAUGGCUAAGCCUGAACUCAUGGUCCUGAGCAGGGCCCUGGGACCUGCCUCUGAGCAGUACUCAUCAGACCUCUCCAGAAUGUGACAAGCAAGCCCCACCUGACCACGUGAGGAUGCCUCUCCUCCAUUGCCUUGGGCUUGGCCAUCAAGCACCCCAAGUCCUCACUCUCAAGAGUCAUUCAGCAAUCUUUUUCCUGCCUAUGACUUCUCCCCAGCCUUGUUGAGGUUCUCACAUGAAACUCAUUCUGUUGAAUAUGAAAAAUUAUUCUCCUUCCUCUUUACCUAAGUGUCCUAUGCCUCAAACCCAGAAAGAAAAAGGUUCUCCUUAAACCCAGUGAUUGUCUUCCUUAGCACUUAUGAACAUCAGCAUUGUCCUAUAAAGGCAGUCUUCUCUCUCCCUGGAAGAGCAGGAUUGUCAAAAUGACCAUGCAAACUGAAACCAAAACCCUGGGAAGCCAUCUCCAUAGUAAUCAUGAAAAUAAUGAUGGUUCUUCCACCUUUUCACCCGUUUGUCACAAUAUGAAAGACACAAAAUAUCAGUUAAAUGUCAGUUUAAACAUAUAGGGAAAUGAAAACCAUAAUAAAAAGAAGACAUAGUGCCCAGUCCUUUGAAACAUUAGAAGCACUGAGUGUUAGUGUUUUGUUUCUUUAUAAAAGCUUACCCAGAGGAAUUUCA